AGUCUGCAGGAGAUGGAUAUUGAUCGACCAGCAAAUGUCUCCUUCUUUGAUUUCGUUGGAGGAGUUCAGCUUCUCCGUGGGGAUGACACCCGGACGGUCAUGCCAGUCAUCCUCAUCGGGAUCUGCGUGUCCGGAGCUGUUGGGAAUCUGCUCGUUUUGCUGAUUUUCCUCCGUGACUUUAGACUCGGACAUGGCUCGGAGGUGAAGGCUCUGCUCGCCUCUCUUUGCUCCACAGACCUGCUGAUCCUGCUGCUGUGCGCUCCGGUGCGCGCCAUCACCUACUACAAGCACACCUGGACUCUGGGCAGUUUCAUCUGCAGCACCACGGACUGGUUCCAGCACUCCUGUGUGGUUGCAAAAACUUUAAUCCUUGCAGUCACCACCAGAGCCAAACACACCUCCCUCUGCAGCCCGAAGUGGAUCCACGCAGCCCUGGCGUGCAUCUGGAUCAUCUCCAUGAUGUUUCCCAUCCCACAGAUGCUUUUCGCGUCUCUGGUGCAGCACGGCCAGGACACUAUCUGCGUCUCCGAGAUGCCAGUGUGCGCGUCUGACUUCAUGCUUGUGUUCUACAAGAUUUACCCAACUGCAUGCUUUGUGGUGCCCAUCAUCUUCACUCUUGCAUACUACACCAAAGCUCUGCACGCUGCGGUGAACCACGCACCCUGCAGCCCGCAGCACCAGAACCACGCACCCUGCAACCCCCAGCAUCAGAGCAAGGUCAUCCUGGUUUUACUGUGUGUAAGCGGUGCACUAGGGCUCAUGUUGCUGCCAGAGUGGGGCACAUUCACCUGGAUCCGGCUCGGGUACAACAAACCUCCUGUGGGUUUGAUUAUCUUUGCGCAAGUCCUCCUUUACGCAUGCAGCUCCCUCUGUCCGGUGAUCCUGAUGACCAUGUACGACGACGUGCGCCAAGGACUGAUCUCCAUCUGGCUCAGUGCGACCUGCAGAGGCUCCAAGCAGCAAACAACAAGCAACAAGUGUCCGAAAACGGAGGGAAACGGAGCAGAAGUCGGUGCCAAAGCCGUCGCCAUUGCCAACGCCAACACGGUCUCAGUCGCCAACGAGGUCUCGCCUCAGGAGAAGGAGGAGAAGACCUUCCCAGAUGUGGAGCACUUUUGGACAGGGCGCAGGAAUACGCACGUCGAGGAGGCGCAGGACCCGGUUCCGUGGGAGAGAGAGGAGAAAAUGCCCUAAACCUAACUAAGUAGUUUUCUCACCUAAACCUAACUAAGUAGUUUUCUUGCCUAAACCUAAC
Molecule: messenger RNA, 1255 nt
Organism: Sebastes umbrosus (honeycomb rockfish)
Lineage: Eukaryota; Metazoa; Chordata; Actinopteri; Perciformes; Sebastidae
Product: G-protein coupled receptor 151
Exons: 1
Biological process (GO): G protein-coupled receptor signaling pathway
Cellular component (GO): membrane
Molecular function (GO): G protein-coupled receptor activity
Source: RefSeq, a predicted model, not a curated record